UCUAGAUCUGAUAACAUUAAUCCGUCAUGGUCAGUUCGGGUAGGCAUCUCAAAUACCUGACAAUUAGGAACUAAUUUCUUCUCAUAAUUGCCGAGUAAUCGUCAUACGAUUGAUUUCAACAUCUUACCCAAGGUCGUAAUUCCUCUCUGCUUUAAGUUGUGAGAAAUUUCUCGCUACCGCCACUUUGGUACUUGCCCACCCAGACAUUUGAGGCUUGCCGGCCGGCGGACUUUUCUUUUUCAUGUUUAUCUGAUCCCCCUUUUGAGAUCUGAUAACCAAUCCCCAACCACUCAAAGCCACCAAUUCGUUCUUCAACCACCCCUCCCACACUCAAUGCACGCCGGUCAUUGACUAGGAAAAAUCACCCAACGACGAAUUUUCCACUCCGCCACCCAACGACACCUACUGUCGUCCCCUUUACCCAAACUUGGUCCCGCAUUAUUAUCACCUCUGAGUUCACUACAUCGCUCAAUUUUAACCUUCACAAUGCAGUCAAGGCUCGACACAAUACUAGCCGAGUCCACUUCGGGCUGCAUCCCAGAGGAGCCUCGGACCCCUUCGGUAGCGCCAUCUCUCACAUUCUCCGAUUCGACGGAUGACCACGAGCUCGAGGAACCUCUCGCACAGACGCGACGACGUCGCGCUUCAACGCGUUUAAUUGCCCAGAACGCCGCCGACAUUCAACGUAUCACUGGCGAGUCUACUGCCGAGGUCGUCAGCCGAUGCUGUGGUGGCGGGUGCUGCUUCAAGAAUGCCGCCAAGAAGGGCAGCCUCCAGUUCGAGAAGCCUCGGUUACCCGAGAAUGAUGCUUUCCAAUCGCUGCUUCUUAAGAUUGAUGCGAUCCCCAGCACAUUGACAAAUGUCGCCGACAUGCCCGAGCAAACAGCUUUUCUUGAGCCGAUCAAGAAGCAGAAGAAGGAGAUUGAAACCGCACCGUCACCCGCAGACUCUGGUGUCUCACUCGGCGGCAACGGCCAGACCGAGACACAGCCCGGGGCCCAACCAGAACAGGUGACAGUCGACGAGGCCGCCAAGAAGCUACAAAACUUGGAACUAGAUGAUACCGACACACGGAUUCAACCACCAAAAUUUGUUCAGCCACACCCGCCACACAACGUCUAUCCUGCCAAGAUUCACAGCGCUCGUGAGUUGACACGCCCGGGCGCCGAGAAGCGCACUUUUCACUUUGACCUCGAUAUCACCGAUUACCCAGACAGCGAAGGCGUUGACUUCAAGGUCGGUGGUGCAAUUGGUGUCUCUGCGCCCAAUGAUGCUGCCGUGGUCGAGGAGAUCCUAGAUCUUCUCCUUAUUCCGCGUUUCCUGCGCGACAAGCCCGUCAUCCUACGUACUACCAACGGCCGCUGGCCGACGGUAUGGGGAGAUGACCAGCCCAGGGAGCUGGUCACUACCAGGCGGGCUCUUUUGUCGUGGUGCUCGGAUCUGCAGUCAUACCCGCCCACCAAGCAUUUGUUGAGAAUAUUAGCGGAGCACACCACGGAUGAGGUUGAGAAGACUGUUCUCAUGUUCCUGUGCGCGGCCGAGGGCCAAGGAGUGUUCUGCGACUUCAGGACAGGACCGCACGUUUCUCUCGUACAGCUCCUCAACGCAUUCCCUAACUCCAAGCCCCCUCUGGACCAGCUGCUGUCAGUGCUUCAGCCGCUGAUGCCGCGGUUCUACUCCCUCUCCAACGACCCCCACAUGUCGUUUGAGGAGAAGGACGGCAAGCGUCACCGCAUCAUUGAAAUUGCUGUCACGGUGCACGUUGACAGCGACUGGCGCACCGGCACAAGGACUGGCAUCGGCUCUGGCUUCUUCCAGCGCCAGGCGCUCAAGUGGAUUGCGGCCAAGGAAGCCGGCGUCACCGACCCCGAGGUGUACAUCCCCAUGUUCAAGGGCCUUAUGGCCAACCCGCUGGCCAAACAGUUCAUGUCGGACGGGCCUAUGUUGCUGAUCGGAGCGGGAGUGGGUAUCGCGCCGUUCCGAGGCUUUGUGCAGCGGCGGCUCAAAACGGCCAACUGUGCCAACAAGGUGUGGGUACUCCAGGGAGUACGCGACUCGCUGGUGGACGAGAUCUACAGCGGCGAGUGGGGCGUUCACGAAGACGAGGUCAAGCGCGUGGUAGAGAGCCGGCGUGGAGAGGGCCGAUACGUGCAGGAAGAGGUGCGUGCGCAAGCCGACCUGGUGUGGUACAUCAUCAACUCGGUCGACGGGCGCGUCUUCGUCUGUGGCUCUAGCAGAGGCAUGGGAGAGGGCGUGGAAGAGGCUCUCGUCGAGGUUGCAAUGGAGAAGGGUAACCUGGGGCGCAACGAGGCGCACAAGUUUUGGGACCUGAAGAAGGAGGUGGGGCAGUACAUCGCCGAGACAUGGUAGUCUCUCUUUUGGCACUGAUGUUGUUGCUUCACCGGACAGCAUAUUGGGAAAUAUUUUCUUGGCAACUCUUUUUCACCUACGAUACUAACUUGUACCACAACAUGGGAUGAUAGAACCGGUAGGGAGCGUGACAUUUUCGUAUCAUUGGAGUUUGAUAGGCGCAACAAACCAUGGGGGCUAUUUACUUGUAUGGACUUAAAGCAAUUGCUUGCCAUGCCUCACGGCGCAAGGCCAUUUUGUUGGUAGCUAGAGGAUAUAUUAAAAUCACAGUUAUAUAUGGGAGACUAGUUGUUGUUCAACAUGGCAAGUUUACGUUCACUAUAAGGUACUGCCCGCCUAGUAAGAAUUAUUCGGCUAUUCUUGCCGUCGAUUGAUUGUAUUGGGCACUUGUGGGUUAUACGAAGUAGUUGCAGUGAGGAUGGCAGGUA
Messenger RNA from Pyricularia oryzae 70-15, 2798 nucleotides. Its product is annotated as FAD binding domain-containing protein. Gene Ontology annotation, biological process: homocysteine metabolic process. Lineage: Eukaryota; Fungi; Ascomycota; Sordariomycetes; Magnaporthales; Pyriculariaceae. The transcript has a single exon. Gene Ontology annotation, molecular function: FMN binding; [methionine synthase] reductase (NADPH) activity; flavin adenine dinucleotide binding. Gene Ontology annotation, cellular component: cytosol. The record is from RefSeq and is a predicted model, not a curated record. Bases 487 to 2370 code for a protein of 627 amino acids.